UCCGUCCGUCCGUCCUUCCUUCCCAUGGCGUCCUUCCGUCCGUCCGUCCUUCCUUCCCAUGGCGUCCUUCCGUCCGUCCGUCCUUCCUUCCCAUGGCGUCCUUCCGUCCGUCCGUCCUUCCUUCCCAUGGCGUCCUUCCGUCCGUCCGUCCUUCCUUCCCAUGGCGUCCUUCCGUCCGUCCUUCCCAUGACAUCCUUUCGUCCCAUGGCUGCAUCAUUCCCAUCGCUCAAAGGGGAGGCAUUACCCCAGGGAUCCACGAGGCUCCUGCAGGUGGAUUAAAGCCCCAAUUCCUUUGCUGGGCAGCUCAGCAGUGCUGCCUUUAUGGGCUGUGCUCCACUAGAGCAGCAGUCAGCCUGUUUUUGGAGGCAGCCUGCACGGCCAGGCGUGAGCUUUCCUAAAGCUCGGUGGUUUCCUUUACACCCGCGGGGCUUUUGGUGCCCUCAGAGCUGUGUCAGCCCCUCGGUGCCCCCUGCAGGACCCCCCGGACCUCAGCUGAGCAGCUGAGAAGUGAAAUGGUGGCUCUCACCGCAUCGUCGCCUCCCGUCACAGCGAGUGCCUCAUUUGUGGCAAUCCGAAGGGGGUUUUUUAAGGUUCUUGGAACCGAAUGAGACCAAAUGCUUUGCAGCUCGUCAACACGCUCCUGAAUUCCUCCUCUUUUGGCUCCCGGUUGUAGGGACGGGAAGGGGCUCUGAGCAGCACGACAGCUCGGGAUGCGAGCGCGGCGGCACCGCUGCAACAGCUGCUGUUUACUGGGAGAAGAAACAUGCGAAGCAAAUGUUGACGGUGAGGCAGCACGAAGCACGUGUGUGCUCACUGUUAGUGCUGGGGGUGCUCGGAGAAACCCCGACGUGGCUCAGCCCCACAGCUGCUGAGUGCUGAGCUGGAGGGCGGGGGGCUCUGUGUGCGCUGAGGGUGUGGGGUCCAUGCGGGGAAAAGAGUGGGGCUGUAUGGGCGUGCGGGACUUCGUGCUCAGCUCUUUGUCAAUUGGAACCCAUAGGGAUGUGAAUGUGUUCUAGCAAAUAGUUUGGGAUGGAGGGGAGGAUGGGCCGGGUAGAGUUGAGCCGACUGUCCCGGAAGGGACAACGGGUUGGGGGUUUAUGGCAGGGAAGCGCUGGGAUCGGGAGCAGCAGGGAGCUGUGUUGGGGUGGUAGCGUAAGAGCAGCGCGGAGCUGUUGAUUCUGUGCUCUGUGUGUUGGGGCUGUGCCCUCGAUCGAUGGGGAUGCUGUCUGGAGCCCAAACCUUGGUCCUCCCAUGGUCAGUGGGCCUUGGUCUGUGGCUCAUGGUCCUUCCGUGGUCGAUAGUCAAUGACUCAUGGUCCCACCGUGGUCAGUGGGCCUUGGUCAGUGGUGUGUGGUCACUCCAUGGUCAUUGGCUCAUGGUUCCUGUAUGAUCUACAGCUCAUGGUCUCUCUGUAGUCAGUGGACCUUGGUCAAUGACUUGUGGUCCCUCCAUGGCCAGUGGGCCUUGAUCAAUGGCUCGUGGUCCCUCCUUGGUCAAUGGUUUGUGGUCCUUCCAUGGUCAGUGGGCCCUGGUCAAUGUCUUGUGGUCCCUCCAUGGCCAAUGGUCCUUGCUCAAUGGCUCGCUGUCCUUCCAUGGUCAAUGUCUUGUGGUCCAUCCAUGGUCAGUGGGCCCUGGUCAAUGUCUUGUGGUCCCUCCAUGGCCAAUGGGCCUUGCUCAGUGGCUCGCUGUCCUUCCAUGGUCAAUGUCUUGUGGUCCCUCCAUGGCCAAUGGGCCCUGGUCAAUGUCUUGUGGUCCCUCCAUGGCCAAUGGGCCUUGCUCAGUGGCUCGCUGUCCUUCCUUGGUCAAUGUCUUGUCAUCCCUCCAUGGCCAAUGGGCCUUGGCCUGUGGCUCAUGGUCCCUCUGUGGUCAAUAAUCAACGGCCCACGGUCCAUCCAAUGCUCCCGUUCCCCCCAGCUCCCAUGGGAGUCAGAGGUUGGGUGGGACUGCAGGUUUUGGUGGUGCUGAUGGUUGGCCCCGAUGAUCUCAGUGGUCUUUCCCAGCCUUCACAGCUCUGACAUCAGAUGGGAUGAGGCGAAGGGAUGCCGGCGCCGAGCGGAAGCGCCGCGAUGGGGAUUUCUUAAUUAUUAUUUUUUCCAUCUCCUUUGUGCAGGUAGCAAAAAAGCAGCGUUAGAGUUGAGCCACAACCGCGUUUCACAACCAUGCUUAAAAAGGAUAUUUUUGUAGCAUAGUCAGGGCCUAAAACAGCCUUGCAGAAUUCUGCUCACCCACGCGCCUGGCGUGAGUAAUUUUCUUUUGAUGGAUCCGUAUUCAGAAAGCAAAAAGAGUUGGCAGCACCCAGGAAGAUUGCCUCCAAUUGUAACAGAGCAACAACAACAACAGCCACCCAAAAAGCAGAGCGAAUAGACGUGGCUUUGCGCAGGGUUAUGUGCUGCAGGUUGUACCCAGACAGAUAAUUAGCCAAGUGGCAUCACGAUGCUAAUAGAGAGCGCUUUUAGCCUCGACUGUGCCUCCUUCUCCGCAGUGGUGCUGUGCCACCCUUUGCCCUCCUGCAGCUCACCGUGGCCCCGUGCACAGCCAGGAUCCCGUUCAAGAUCGGGCAGCCCAAGAAACAGAUUGUACCCAAGACAGUGGAGAGGGACUUCGAGAGGGAGUAUGGGAAGCUGCAGCAGUGAGUGUCGGCCGCGGCGACUGGAGGAGCAGACCAAAAAGCUGCAGAAGGACAUGAAGAAAAGCACGGAUGCGGAUUUGGCCAUGUCCAAAGCGGCCGUGAAGAUCUCUUCGGACCUUCUGUCCAACCCGCUGUGCGAGCAGGACGCCGCCUUCCUCGGCGUGGUCACCGCCUUCGACACCGCCAUGAGGAGGAUGGACUCCUUCAACCAGGAGAAGGUGAAUCAGAUCCAGAAGACGGUCAUUGAGCCCUUGAAAAAGUUCGGCAGUGUGUUCCCCAGCCUCAAUAUGGCCGUGAAGCGGCGCGAGCAAACGCUGCAGGAGUACCGGCGGCUGCAGGCCAAGGUGGAGAAGUACGAGGAGAAGGAACGCAGCGGACCCGGGCUGGCCAAGCUGCACCAGGCGCGGGAGGAGCUGCGCCCCGUGAGGGCGGACUUCGAAGCCAAAAACCAACAGCUGCUGCAGGAGAUGCCCAAAUUCUACAGCAGCCGCAGCGAUUACUUCACGCCGAGCUUUGAGGCGCUGCUCCGCGCGCAGGUGGUGUUCUACUCGGAGAUGCGCUCCAUCUUUGGGGACCUCACGGCGCAGAUCGGCCGCGCGGCGCUCAGCGACGAACUGCGGGAGCGCGAGAAUGAGGGGCGGCUCGGAGAGCUGCGGGCGCUCAGCAUUGUGGGAGACGACUGAGCGCUGCGGCGCCGCGCCGCGGGACGCGGCACCCCGUAGGGAACGUGCGACCCCAUAGGGAUGUGCGACCCCAUAGGGAACGUGCGACCCCAUAGGGAUGUGCGACCCCAUAGGGAACGUGCGACCCCAUUGGGAUGUGCGACCCCAUAGGGAACGUGCGACCCCAUGGGGAUGUGCGACCCCAUUGGGAUGUGCGACCCCAUAGGGAACGUGCGACCCCAUUGGGAUGUGCGACCCCAUAGGGAACGUGCGACCCCAUGGGGAUGUGCGACCCCAUUGGGAUGUGCGACCCCAUAGGGAACGUGCGACCCCAUUGGGAUGUGCGACCCCAUAGGGAACGUGCGACCCCAUAGGGAACGUGCGACCCCAUAGGGAUGUGCGACCCCAUUGGGAUGUGCGACCCCAUAGGGAUGUGCGACCCCAUAGGGAACGUGCGACCCCAUGGGGAUGUGCGACCCCAUUGGGAUGUGCGACCCCAUAGGGAACGUGCGACCCCAUAGGGAUGUGCGACCCCAUUGGGAUGUGCGACCCCAUAGGGAACGUGCGACCCCAUUGGGAUGUGCGACCCCAUUGGGAUGUGCGACCCCAUAGGGAUGUGCGACCCCAUAGGGAACGUGCGACCCCAUGGGGAUGUGCGACCCCAUUGGGAUGUGCGACCCCAUAGGGAACGUGCGACCCCAUAGGGAUGUGCGACCCCAUUGGGAUGUGCAACCCCAUAGGGAACGUGCGACCCCAUUGGGAUGUGCGACCCCAUUGGGAUGUGCGACCCCAUAGGGAACGUGCGACCCCAUUGGGAUGUGCGACCCCAUAGGGAUGUGCGACCCCAUAGGGAACGUGCGACCCCAUGGGGAUGUGCGACCCCAUUGGGAUGUGCGACCCCAUAGGGAACGUGCGACCCCAUUGGGAUGUGCGACCCCAUAGGGAACGUGCGACCCCAUGGGGAUGUGCGACCCCAUUGGGAUGUGCGACCCCAUAGGGAACGUGCGACCCCAUUGGGAUGUGCGACCCCAUAGGGAACGUGCGACCCCAUAGGGAAUGUGCGACCCCAUAGGGAUGUGCGACCCCAUUGGGAUGUGCGACCCCAUAGGGAUGUGCGACCCCAUAGGGAACGUGCGACCCCAUGGGGAUGUGCGACCCCAUUGGGAUGUGCGACCCCAUAGGGAACGUGCGACCCCAUAGGGAUGUGCGACCCCAUUGGGAUGUGCGACCCCAUAGGGAACGUGCGACCCCAUUGGGAUGUGCGACCCCAUUGGGAUGUGCGACCCCAUAGGGAACGUGCGACCCCAUUGGGAUGUGCGACCCCAUUGGGAUGUGCGACCCCAUAGGGAACGUGCGACCCCAUUGGGAUGUGCGACCCCAUUGGGAUGUGCGACCCCAUAGGGAACGUGCGACCCCAUUGGGAUGUGCGACCCCAUUGGGACUGUGCGACCCCAUAGGGAUGUGCGACCCCAUAUACACUGCGACCCCAUAGGGAUGUGCGACCCCAUUGGGACCGGGACCCCAUAGGGAACGUGCGACCCCAUAGGGAUGUGCGACCCCAUACACACUGCGACCCCAUAGGGAACGUGUGACCCCAUUGGGACUGUGCGACCCCAUAGGGAAUGUGCGACCCCAUAGGGAAUAUGCAACCCCAUUGGGACUGUGGGACCCCAUUGGGACUGGGACUCCAUAGGGAUGUGGGGCCUCAUAGGGAUGUGGGACCCCAUAGGGACUGUGACCCCAUAGGGAUGUGUGACCCCAUAUACACUGUGAGCCCAUAGGGAUGUGCGACCCCAUAGGGAUGUGGGACCCCAUUGGGACUGGGACCCCAUACACACUGCGACCCCAUAGGGAUGUGGGACCCCAUAUACACUGCGACCCCAUAAGGAUGUGGGGCCCCAUAUACACUGUGAGCCCAUAGGGAUGUGCGACCCCAUAGGGAUGUGGGACCCCAUAGGGACUGCGACCCCAUAGGGAUGUGGGACCCCAUUGGGACUGUGGGACCCCAUAGGGACUGCGACCCCAUAGGGAAUGUGCAACCCCAUAUACACUGUGAGCCCAUAGGGAUGUGGGACCCCAUUGGGAUGUGCGACCCCAUAGGGAAUGUGCGACCCCAUACACACUGUGAGCCCAUAGGGAUGUGGGACCCCAUAGGGAAUGUGCGACCCCAUGUACACUGCGACCCCAUAGGGAAUGUGCGACCCCAUUGGGACUGGGACUCCGUAGGGAUGUGGGGCCUCAUAGGGAUGUGGGACCCCAUAGGGACGGUGACCCCAUAGGGAUGUGGGACCCCACAGGGACUGGGACUCCAUAGGGACUGGGACCCCAUAGAAACACUAUGACCCCAUACAGAUGUGGGACCCCAUAGGGACUGUGGGACCCCAUAGGGACAGUGGGGACCUCAUACACAAUGUGACACCACAGGGACUGUGGGACCCCAUAUAGACUGUGUGACCCCAUACACACCCAGUGUGACCCCAUAGGGACAGUGUGCCCCCAUAUACUGAUUGUGACCCCAUAGGGACAGUGUGCCCCCAUAUAGACGCCGUACCUCCUUGUAGGGGGGGCACAGUGGGGUUCCUCCACUAUGGGCCCCCCCGAUGACCCCCAUAAGCAGUGCCCCCAUAUGCCCCCCCCCCCCCCCCCCCCCCCCCCCCCCCCCCCCAAACAACGGCCCUAUAUCUGCCCCCCCCCCCUCGUGCGCAUCGUCACGUGACCGGACGCGAUGGCGGUCGUUAAUGAGGGCCGUUAAUUGCAGGGGGCGCUGCUGCCCUCUGCCGGCAGCGCUGCGCUCUGCGCCCCACAAUGGGGGUCCCCAAUCAGAAAGGGGGGAAUGGGAGUAAAAGCGAUGGGAAAUGGG
This is a messenger RNA of Gallus gallus (chicken), 6151 nucleotides long. RefSeq names its product bridging integrator 3 (gene BIN3). The record is from RefSeq and is a predicted model, not a curated record. NCBI's taxonomy places the organism in Eukaryota, Metazoa, Chordata, Aves, Galliformes, Phasianidae. The transcript has 11 exons. Gene Ontology annotation, cellular component: actin cortical patch; cytoplasm. Gene Ontology annotation, biological process: endocytosis; actin cortical patch localization; plasma membrane tubulation. Gene Ontology annotation, molecular function: lipid binding; protein binding. Bases 2434 to 3312 code for a protein of 292 amino acids.